Messenger RNA from Nerophis ophidion (straightnose pipefish), 2688 nucleotides. It is a transcript of the gene doc2b, whose product is annotated as double C2-like domains, beta. Gene Ontology annotation, cellular component: membrane. The record is from RefSeq and is a predicted model, not a curated record. Bases 312 to 1520 code for a protein of 402 amino acids. The transcript has 10 exons. NCBI's taxonomy places the organism in Eukaryota, Metazoa, Chordata, Actinopteri, Syngnathiformes, Syngnathidae.
CAGAUAGGCAGCGCAUACGUGGGUGGAGCGCGCGGGUGUCUCCGGCGAGGAGAGCCUGGAAGGAAGGUAGUAGAGUGUGUGUGUGUGAGAGAGAGAGUGUGUGUGUGUGUGCAGGAGGGAGGGAUGUGACAGCAUGGUCUGGGUGUGAGGACGUCAGUGGAAGACGCGGCGGCAGCCUCCACAUGUCCACCUAGAAAGACGCACCUGGAGGGGUCUUUCUUUUUGUUGUUGUUGGGUUUUUAUUUUUUUAUAUAUAUGAUUUCUCAGUUUGUGAGUGGUCUUGGGAGAAGGCUCCUGGCUGGACCGCAUGCAUGACACAACGCAAAGGCGAGAAACCCACCAUCAGCAUCCAGGAGCACAUGGCCAUUGACGUGUGCCCGGGACCCAUCCAGCCCAUCAAGCAGAUCUCGGACUACUUCCCACGGUACCCCCGGGGCCUGCCGCCCUCGGGGCCCCCGCGCUCCGCUCCACCCGCCGCCGCCGCCGCUACUACCGUAGCUACCGAAAGUGAGCGCCCGGAUGAAGAGAGCCCGGACCGGGCGUUCGCCGGGGGAGCGUCGGCCUCCUCACCGGCGGCCACCAGGAGGGAGGAGGAGGAGCCCGACGUGGAGGGAUACGACUCGGACGACUCCACGACACUGGGAACACUGGACUUCAGUUUGCUGUACGACCAGGAGAACAACGCACUGCACUGCACCAUCAACAAAGCCAAGCUCCCUGUUCCCAGAUACAAAAAGGGGCUCAAGCCAAUGGACUACAAUGGGCUGUCAGACCCCUAUGUCAAGCUGCAUCUACUGCCUGGUGCCAGUAAGGCCAAUAAACUUCGAACCAAGACCCUGCACAACACGCUCAACCCCGUCUGGAGCGAGACCCUGACCUACUACGGCAUCACCGACGAGGAUAUGGUCCGAAAAACACUCAGGAUUUCAGUGUGCGAUGAAGACAAGUUCCGGCACAACGAGUUCAUCGGUGAGACGCGAAUCCCCCUCAAGAAGCUGAAGCCCAACCAGACCAAGAACUUCAACAACUGCCUGGAGAAACAGUUACCUGUUAACAAGACGGAGGACAAGUCGCUGGAGGAGCGAGGACGCAUCAUGAUUUCCCUCAAGUACAACACCCAGAAGUCCUGCCUGGUGGUGGGCAUCAUUCGCUGCGCUCAUCUGGCCGCCAUGGACGCCAACGGCUUCUCCGACCCCUACGUUAAAACGUACCUGAAGCCUGACGAGAACAAAAAGUCAAAGCACAAGACGGCUGUGAAGAAGAAGACGCUCAAUCCAGAGUUCAAUGAGGAGUUCUCCUACGACAUCAAGUAUGCAGACCUCACCAAGAAGACUCUGGAGGUGACGGUGUGGGAUUACGACCUCGGGAAGUCCAACGAUUUCAUCGGUGGUGUGUCUCUGGGCAUCAACGCCAACGGAGAGAGGCUGAAACACUGGUUCGACUGCCUCAAGAACAAGGACAAGAAAAUCGAGCGCUGGCACACGCUGACCAAUGAAUUACCCGGUUCACUAAAUGACUGAGACCGGAGACCGGAGCCCGACCCGGUUGGAGGCCUGCAUCCAUUCCAUCCAUCGCGUCCUGCUCUCCCCUCUCUUCAAGUACACUGACCUUCUCUCUCUCUCUACAGGGCUCAAGUGAAAGGAACUUUAUUACGGCAUGGCUUGGGGGUUCAUCGCUAUAGCAACGACUCGUGAAGGCGGUCCCGGGGAAGGAUGUAGCCAUGGGGAAUAUGCAUGUUUGCUAAUAUCGCAAAGAGUUCAAUGUUUAUUUUCUUGUCUUACACUCGACGGAGGAUUGUAGAACUUUUCGGCCUCUUUCUUAUUCUACUCGCCUCGGUUUACGGUCGGGACGUUUUUUUCGGAGUAGUAAGGAACAUCCCGCGGCAACGGCGUCUUAACGCAGAACAAAACACGCUCACAAACAACAGCGUGUGUCAGCGUCGAUUUUAUCCGACAAAAUGGAGACUAUGCUACUGUGUUGUUAGCUUGCAGGUUUUGUCACUUCUAUAGUCGAGUAUCCUUCAUGUUGCCACCGACCAAUGAGCAACAAGCAGUGCCACCAGAAAAAUAAAAAAAAGGUACCAAGUGUAGUACCUGCUUCCGCCAGUGGAAAAUGUGGCGCAACAAAAAUGUUUUGGUACACUAUUGGUCACUUCAUUAGGUACACUUACGCAAUCUAAUUGUUUAUGGGACAAUAUCCCGACUGGGACCACGCAGUUUUGUGUGUCUUCAGGUUUAAUGCUAACGAGCUGUGUUCAUCCACAACAUACUUGCCAACCUUGAGACCUCCGAAUUCGGGGUAUGGGGAGGGGUGUAUACAUUAUUCAAGUAUUUCUAAAAAUACUUGAAGUUGAAAAACUUAUUCGGGUGUUACUAUUUAGUGGUCAAUUGUACGGAAUAUGUACUGUACUGAGCAAUCUACUAAUAAAAGUUUCCAUCAAUCAUUUCAAUCUUAUAUAUAUAUAUAUAUAUGUAUGUAUACACAUAUAUACAUAUAUAUACACACAUAUAUAUAUACAUAUACAUACACACACACACACACACAUAUAUACACACAUAUAUAUAUGUGUACAUAUAUACCUACAUAUAGAUACUUACAUUUAUAUAUACAUAUGCAUAUACAUACAUAUGUAUAUAACUUUAACAUAUAUUAAAGUUAAAGUACCAAUGAUUUCUCACACACAAGGUA